CAUUUACUAUGUCUGCAGAUGGAGAAUCGAUUAAAAACAGGAAUUUCAAAUAUUACUACACUGAUGGAAUUUGUUCUCUUGGGGUUUUCUGAUAUUCCCAAUCUCCACUGGACUCUUUUUGGGAUAUUUUUAGUCAUCUACCUAACUAUCCUGAUGUGCAAUAGCAUCAUAAUAUUGGUAACAAGAAUUGACUCUGCUCUGCAGACCCCCAUGUAUUUUUUUCUUGGCAAUCUCUCCUUCUUAGAAAUCUGUUAUGUAACAGUCACAAUGCCCAGAAUGCUCAUGGACCUAUUGACCCAGAAAGGAAAUAUUUCUUUCUUUGCCUGCGCUGCACAAAUGUUUUUUUUCCUCACAUUUGGAAGCUCAGAGUGUCUUCUCCUGACAGUGAUGGCCUAUGACCGCUACAUGGCCAUUUGUGACCCUCUGCACUACCCUCUAAUCAUGAACCACAAGGUCUGUGUCCAGCUGGUGACUGUCUCCUGGAUCAGUGUAUUUCCAUUUGUAAUUGGGCAAACAUGCCAGAUUUUCUCUCUGCCCUUUUGUGGGUCUAACACAAUUAACCAUUUCUUCUGUGACAUCCCCCCAGUACUCAAGCUAGCUUGUGGGGACACACUUGUGAAUGAAUUUGUGGUCUAUGUAAUUGCAGUGGCAAUUGUCAUGGUUCCAUUUCUGUUGAUUGUUGUCUCCUAUGGCAAAAUUAUCUCCAGCAUUCUGAAAUUGUCGUCAGCCAAAGGGAGGGCUAAAGCCUUCUCCACCUGUUCUUCUCACCUGAUAGUUGUCGUCUUAUUCUAUGGAACGGCUACUAUCAAUUAUACACAACUGAAAUCAAAUCAAUCUGAAAGAGUUGGGAAAUUAAUCUCUCUUUUCUUCACCGUUUUGAUCCCAACUUUGAAUCCCAUUAUAUAUACUCUGAGGAACAAAGACAUCACAGUGGCACUAAGAAAACUACUAACGAAGAUUUUAAUAUGA
This is a messenger RNA of Neofelis nebulosa (Clouded leopard), 969 nucleotides long. RefSeq names its product olfactory receptor 10AG1-like. Gene Ontology annotation, cellular component: membrane. Bases 19 to 969 code for a protein of 316 amino acids. Gene Ontology annotation, molecular function: G protein-coupled receptor activity; olfactory receptor activity. The transcript has a single exon. The record is from RefSeq and is a predicted model, not a curated record. Lineage: Eukaryota; Metazoa; Chordata; Mammalia; Carnivora; Felidae. Gene Ontology annotation, biological process: G protein-coupled receptor signaling pathway.